Molecule: messenger RNA, 11492 nt
Organism: Pelobates cultripes (western spadefoot toad)
Lineage: Eukaryota; Metazoa; Chordata; Amphibia; Anura; Pelobatidae
Source: the annotation of a GenBank genome assembly
AUGCUUCGAGAAGAAUUCCCGAGCUCAGCCAAUCCAACAGCGGGGAGGUGGGAGCAGGGUUUGGAUGCUACAUUAGUAUAACACUCACGGAAUUCUAUGAUGGUAGAAUCUGAAAUUAAAUGUGUGUGUAUAAUGUAAAAUAAUGUAUUUUUAUGAAAACAGAAUGAAAACCUGUCUAAACAGAAAGAGACACAAUCAGACGAACAGAGAACUACUGGGAGCAAAGACCAACAAGGGCCACGUACGAGGUAAAAAGCAAAUUUAGAUAUUAAAGGGACACCGUAGGCACUGUAACUGCUUUUCCCCAUUAAAGUAUCGAAUGUCUCCUGGCUCUGUGCUUCCGUAAGUGUUAAAUCAUUUUUAAUGUCAAGCGAGAGCAUCCAGCACCCAUCCUCUCUGUGCUGCCUGGGGUAAUGAGGAAGUGUAAGUUUUAGUAGCAGUGGGAGGCUGUUAUUGGCUGUGACUGUCAGCUGACCAUAUUCAGCCUAUCACAGCACCCACUGCUGGUAGGAAUUGGUAUGGCUAGAAGGAAGUGAAUAAUCCCUGCCUUAGCCACACCUCCAGUGGGGGCGGGUUGAGGGUGGUUAGGGACCCUUAUAUAGCAUGAAACUGCUCGAAAAUGGUUUAACACUGAAUGGUGGGACUGCACCAGGGGGCUACAGGCACCAUAAUCCUUUCAAUGAUAUGAAAUAGUUAUAGUGCCUGCAGUGUCCCUUUUAAUACAAUGAUCUGUAAUAAUACCAUAAACUAUAGUGGUCUAGGUGCUUGGUACCACCCUUUAUAAAGUACCCUUUUAUUAUUUAAUCCAUAAUGUUUGCACUUUUUGAAUACAAUUUAAAAAAAAAAAAAGUUUGAGGCUCAUUUGCACCAAAUAUUCACACCCCGAAUGGUGUAUUUGCAGAAAAUCCCUUUACCCUUACCUAUUUUUAACAAAUUCUAUAUAUAUAUUAUAUUAAUUUUUUAUUUUUUUAUCCAGAAAUAAAGAAAAUGUGCUGUAUUCACAGACACAUUGUGAAUUAUGAGUUUAUACUAGCAAACCCCUAACAAUUACCCCCAAUGUAUGGAGAACACCAUGUGUUUAUAGCUCUAAUAUAGGUAUAUAUGUUCUGCUUCACAUAUUGCUCUGGUUUUAUUAUAACAAUAGAUACAAAUUAUAACAAUCUCAUGCUGGUAGUUUGUGAACUCAUCAUUUUUAAAUUGUUUCCACCAGAUCUUCAGAUCCAGCACAUUAUAUAUCCGUGUAUUUCCAUGUUAUUGUUUCCAAUGAUUUUAAAAUCAAACCUGAUGAAGAUAAAGUUGUAGUGCGGGCGGAAAGGAUAAGUCAAUACAGCAAUUGGAAAGACAAUGUCUGUGAAAUGAAUUUCACAAGGUAAAUCACUGUAUAUGACUGUCUUGUAUAAUAAUAUUUGAGUUUGGCUGCAUGGGUUACUUGUGGAAAGUGCCUUUUUUGUAUUUAUUAGUAAAAAAGACAAUUUAAAUUGACACUAAAUUGGCACAUUUUGUGUUGUCCCCCUCCCCCCCCAUGCUCUUUUUCGCAUCCCAUCCCCCCUCAAUUUUUUUGUUUUGUUUUUUACAUCUAUGCUUUUUACUAAGUUAAACUUUUUAAAUAAGACUUGUUUAUGGUGCCAGAUCUUCUUCCUAUCCAGCGCCAUGUUUAGUAAGCUAGCAGUGACAUUUGUUCUCUGGCAUCUUCUUCACGAUUCUGAUCUUGCGCAUGCCCAGUAACUAAAUCUCGUUACUGCCCAAGAUCGAGACUCAGGGAGAUUGUACUGGGCAUGCACAAUAAGCGAUGGAAGACAGACGAGCCUCGUGAGAUCGGAAGAUUUUACUUGACAGUGUAGGUGGCUCUGCCACCUCAAACUUACCUUUGUUCUACUGCUUCCUCUUCUCUUCCUCACAUGACUGCUGACUCCUUCAAUCACUAAAUCCCGUUACCCUUCCAUUCCCAAUAAGUAACUCAACGCCAUGUUAAGUGGUUAAGGGCAACGACCACAACUUUAUUUAAAUCAACACAACCAAAUACUGUCAGUGGCUGGUUUUACCCAGCACACAGGUUCACUUUAAACUUCUUCCAGAGCCUCUUCAUCCUGUCCUUCGUCAUCAACCAAAUUCAGGCUGUUACUCCCAAAGCCCAUCCGGGAAUUAUUCAUUUACCAAACUUGCUGACACAGGAAACCCGCCACUGCACCUCCCCCCACCUCUAUUACAGGGGUUCAAUUAUUGAUUGUAACCCCAUAUUAAAUGUAUCCAAACCAAUAUAAAUAAGAUGUACGAAUUCAGUAUGCAUAACCUUCUGGUGUUCUCCUUCUAGUUCAACAUAGUCACAUAGUUACAUAGUCACAUAGUUACAUGGCUGAAAAUAGACUUGUAUCCAUUAAGUUCAGCCUUCCUCACAUAUGUUUUUGCUGUUGAUCCAAAAGAAGGCAAAAAACCUAGUCUGAAGCUAAUUAGAAAUUAUAUCCCUGUAUGUUAUGUUUUUGCCAGUAUUUAUCCAAUUGCAGUUUAAACAUCUACAGGGAGUGCAGAAUUAUUAGGCAAGUUGUAUUUUUGAGGAUUAAUUUUAUUAUUGAACAACAACCAUGUUCUCAAUGAACCCAAAAAACUCAUUAAUAUCAAAGCUGAAUAUUUUUGGAAGUAGUUUUUAGUUUGUUUUUAGUUUUAGCUAUGUUAGGGGGAUAUCUGUGUGUGCAGGUGACUAUUACUGUGCAUAAUUAUUAGGCAACUUAACAAAAAACAAAUAUAUACCCAUUUCAAUUAUUUAUUAUUACCAGUGAAACCAAUAUAACAUCUCAACAUUCACAAAUAUACAUUUCUGACAUUCAAAAACAAAACAAAAACAAAUCAGUGACCAAUAUAGCCACCUUUCUUUGCAAGGACACUCAAAAGCCUGCCAUCCAUGGAUUCUGUCAGUGUUUUGAUCUGUUCACCAUCAACAUUGCGUGCAGCAGCAACCACAGCCUCCCAGACACUGUUCAGAGAGGUGUACUGUUUUCCCUCCUUGUAAAUCUCACAUUUGAUGAUGGACCACAGGUUCUCAAUGGGGUUCAGAUCAGGUGAACAAGGAGGCCAUGUCAUUAGAUUUUCUUCUUUUAUACCCUUUCUUGCCAGCCACGCUGUGGAGUACUUGGACGCGUGUGAUGGAGCAUUGUCCUGCAUGAAAAUCAUGUUUUUCUUGAAGGAUGCAGACUUCUUCCUGUACCACUGCUUGAAGAAGGUGUCUUCCAGGAACUGGCAGUAGGACUGGGAGUUGAGCUUGACUCAUCCUCAACCCGAAAAGGCCCCCCUCAUCUUUGAUGAUACCAGCCCAAACCAGUACUCCACCUCCACCUUGCUGGCGUCUGAGUCGGACUGGAGCUCUCUGCCCUUUACCAAUCCAGCCACGGGCCCAUCCAUCUGGCCCAUCAAGACUCACUCUCAUUUCAUCAGUCCAUAAAACCUUAGAAAAAUCAGUCUUGAGAUAUUUCUUGGCCCAGUCUUGACGUUUCAGCUUGUGUGUCUUGUUCGGUGGUGGUCGUCUUUCAGCCUUUCUUACCUUGGCCAUGUCUCUGAGUAUUGCACACCUUGUGCUUUUGGGCACUCAGUGAUGUUGCAGCUCUGAAAUAUGGCCAAACUGGUGGCAAGUGGCAUCGUGGCAGCUGCACGCUUGACUUUUCUCAGUUCAUGGGCAGUUAUUUUGCGCCUUGGUUUUUCCACACGCUUCUUACGACCCUGUUGACUAUUUUGAAUGAAACGCUUGAUUGUUCGAUGAUCACGCUUCAGAAGCUUUGCAAUUUUAAGAGUGCUGCAUCCCUCUGCAAGAUAUCUCACUAUUUUUGACUUUUCUGAGCCUGUCAAGUCCUUCUUUGACCCAUUUUGCCAAAGGAAAGGAAGUUGCCUAAUAAUUAUGCACACCUGAUAUAGGGUGUUGAUGUCAUUAGACCACACCCCUUCUCAUUACAGAGAUGCACAUCACCUAAUAUGCUUAAUUGGUAGUAGGCUUUCGAGCCUAUACAGCUUGGAGUAAGACAACAUGCAUAAAGAGGAUGAUGUGGUCAAAAUACUCAUUUGCCUAAUAAUUCUGCACUCCCUGUAUAUGGACUCUGACAAAACCACCUCUUCAGGCAGAGAAUUCCACAUCCUGAUUGCUCAUACUGUAAAAAAAACCUUUUCUUUGCCUUAGAUGAAAUCUCCUUUCUUCCAGCCUAAAUGUGUGACCUCGUGUCCUAUGUAUAGCUCUGUUUAUGAAUAGAUUUCCAGAUAAAGGUUUGUAUUGGCCCCGAAUAUAUUUGUAUAAAGUUAUUAUAUCCCCUCUGAGGCACCGUUUUUCCAAACGAAAUAGAUUUAAAUUUUUUAACCUUUCUUCAUAACUAAAAUGCUCCAUUCCUUUUAUCAAUUUUGUAGCUCGUGUCUGCACUAUUUCUAGUGCCAUGAUAUCCUUCUUUAGAACAGGUGCCCAAAAUUGCACAGCAUAUUCAAGGUGUGGUCUUACCAGUGAUUUAUAAAGAGACAAAGUUAUAUUUUCAUCCCGAGAAUUUAUGCCCCUAUUUAUACAUGACAAAACCUUACUGGCCUUAGCAACUGCAGAUUGACAUUGCAUAUUGCUGCCUAAUUUGUUGUCUAUAAUAAUUCCCAAAUCCUUCUCGUGUGUGGUUAUCCCUAAUUCACUACCAUUUAGGGUGUAAGUUCCUUGUGCAUUCUUGACCCCGAAGUGCAUAAAUUUGUAUUUCUCUACAUUAAAUUUCAUCUGCCUUUUUAGUGCCCAGUCCCCCAAUCUAUCCAAAUCCCUCUUCAGCAAAGCAAUAUCCUGCUCACACGUUAUUACUUUACAAAGUUUUGUGUCAUCUGCAAACACUAAAACAUGGCUUUCAAUGCCUAUUGCAAGAUCAUUUAUGAAUAUGUUAAAUAGAAGCGGUCCCAAAACAGAACCCUAGAAUGUGACGGCAGAUUAGAACCAUUCGGCCCAUCUAUUCUGCCCAAUUUUCUAAAUACUUUCAUUAGUCCCUGGCCUUAUCUUAUAGCUAGAUAAGGCCUUAUGCCUAGCCUUAUGCCUACCCCACGCAUGCUUGAACUCCUUUACUGUGUUAACCUCUACCAACUGAGCAGGAAGGCUAUUCCAUGCAUCCACUACCCUCUCAGAAAAGUAAUACUUCCAGAUAUUAUUUUUAAACCAUUGCUCCUCUAAUUUAAGACUAUGUCCUCUUGUUGUGGUAGUUUUUCUUCUUUUCAAUAUAGUCUCCUCCUUUACUUUGUUGAUUCCCUUUAUGUAUUUAACUGUUUCUAUCAUAUCCCCCCGUCUUUCCUCCAAGCUAUACAUGUUAAGUUCCUUUAACCUUUCCUUGUAAAUUUUAUCCUGCAAUCCAUGAACCAGUUUAGUAGCCUGUAGCAGAAUGGACUAUGCUACCGUACUCUUAUACCGGCUCCGAGCUGUCCGUGCCCAUUUUCCCCCUUCUCGUUGUCCCCUAUGUUUGGGACUUGCAGUACAUGUGUGAGACAUAUUCCCCUCUCAUUGAAACUUAAGCUUUUCUCCUGUUUCGCCUGGCCGUUCGUUCAAUUCCAUUCCCCUAAGUUGUUCUCUUUGACAACUGAACAAACUACCGAACAGUAGACCACCCAGAUGUGGAGUGUGCUGCUAAUUAACACCGUUCACACCUCCAUAAACCGCAACUACACAAACAUUUUAAUCCGUCGGCUGGGUGGUCGCCGUUCAUAUAGGCGAACACGUGGUGGCGGCCAUCUUGGAACACGAACAAAGACAGCGGUGUUUGGUCAUCGAGUGUGUGGAACUAAAAUCGGACACUCAACAGCACAAACACCGCUGGGACUGCCACCUUCAGUUACUUCGUGAGGAAGCACACGAACAGAGCGUCAUUCAGGGGGAUCAACCUCCCAAACCAGAGAUUCAUAUGAACGGACACACGAACAGAUUGCCAUAUUAUUUUAUAUUUUUUUUCGUACUCCCGAAAGAGACCGACCUCACAGCCUAUUUUCAUGGAACUGUUUUGGGCAGGUGCCUUGUGUGCGGUCAAUCUAAACUAUACACCGGUGGCGUUUCGACUGCGUUUGUAGGAUCUGAGCACUUUUCAGAUAUCCUGGGUGCUCAGACCCAAGCUAUCUGGGGAUAUAGUACUUGAGGGGAUGCCUUAUGGGGAAAUGCAUAUUUUGGGGUGUUAAAUAUUUUACAUGUCCUGGACCUGAGAGCUAAUGUAAUUGUCUUGUGUAUUUUGCCCUGUCUACUCUCAGGUCCAGUGUGGAAUGCCCCUGGAAUAUGUAUUUGGAAACCCCUUGCAGGGGAAUUCUCAUAAAAGGCCAGCUGUGGCUCCAUUAAAAUCAGUUUUACCCCCAGAGCUGAGUGUCGUCCAGUUUCUGGGGAGGUGUUGAGAGAAUCUUGGACUACUUUACUGCAUUUGGCUGUUUACUUGGAGUAGUUUACUUGUCCCUGAGUACAUCUUUGAGUAACCAGCAGAGAAGAGUCCCUGCUAGGACUAGCGCUCCGCUACAUAGCCCUUCUCUGAACGCUCUCUAAAGUAUCAAUAUCCUUCUGAAGAUACGGUCUCCAGUACUGUGUACAAUACUCCAAGUGAGGUCUCACCAGUGUUCUGUACAAUGGCAUAAGCACUUCCCUCUUUCUACUGCUAAUACCUCUCCCUAUACAACCAAGCAUUCUGCUAGCAUUUCCUGAUGCUCUAUUACAUUGUCUGCCUACCUUUAAGUCAUCAGAAAUAAUCACCCCUAAAAAAUCCCUUUCCUCAUAUGUUGAGGUUAGGACUCUAUCAAAUAUUCUGUACUCUGCCCUUGGGUUUUUACGUCCAAGAUGCAUUAUCUUGCACUUAUCCACAUUAAAUGUCAGUUGCCACAAUUCUGACCAUUUUUCUAGUUUACCUAAAUCAUUUGCCAUUUGGCUUAUCCCUCCUGGAACAUCAACCCUGUUACAUAUCUUAGUAUCAUCAACAAAUCAAGACUUUCUGCAAUAUCACUAAUAACAUUAUUAAAGAGAAUGGGUCCAAGUACAGAUCCCUGAUGUACCCCACUGGUGACAAGCCCAUGCUUUGAAUAUACUCCACUGACUACAGCCCUCUGUUGCCUGUCACUCAGCCACUGCCUUACCCAUUCAACAAUAUUGGAAUCCAAACUUAAAUAUUGCAGUUUAUUGAUAAGCCUUCUAUGUGCAACAGUGUCAAAAGCCUUAUUGAAAUCUAGGUAAGCAAUGUCUACUGCACCACCCUGAUCUAUAAUCUUAGUUACCUAAUCAAAAAACUCAAUAAGAUUAGUUUGGCAUGAUCUCCCUGAAGUAAACCCAUGUUGUCUCUGAUCUUGAAAUCCAUGUGUUUUUAGAUGUUCAACAAUCCUACCCUUUAACAUGGUUUCCAUCACUUUCCCCACUACUGAAGUAAGGCUUACUGGCCUAUAGUUGCCCGACUCCUCCCUAUUACCUUUCUUGUAAAUGGGCACAACAUUCGCUAACUUCCAAUCUUCUGGGACUACUCCUGUUAACAAUGAUUGGUUAAAUAAAUCUGUUAAUGGUUUUGCUAGUACACCACUAAGCUGUUUUAAUAGCUUUGGGUGUAUUCCAUCAGGUCCCACUUUCCGCUGGUGAUGUAAUAUGCCCCUUAUAUUUCCGCUGGUGAUGCAAUAUGCCCCUUAUAUUUCCAUUGGUGAUGUAAUAUGCCCCUUAUAUUUCCGCUGGUGAUGUAAUAUGCCCCUUAUAUUUCCGUUGGUGAUGUAAUAUGCCCCUUAUAUUUCCGUUGGUGAUGUAAUAUGCUCCUUAUAUUUCCGUUGGUGAUGUAAUAUGCUCCUUAUCUUUCCGCUGGUGACGUAAUAUGCUCCUUAUCUUUCUGCUGGUGCUGUAAUAUGCUCCUUAUCUUUCCGCUGGUGAUGUUAUAUGCUCCUUAUCUUUCCGUUGGUGAUGUAAUAUGCUCCUUAUCUUUCCGCUGGUUCUGUAAUAUGCUCCAUAUCUUUCCGCUGGUGCUGUAAUACCUUUCCGCUGGUGAUGUAAUAUGCUCCUUAUCUUUCUGCUGGUGCUGUAAUAUGCUCCUUAUCUUUCCGCUGGUGAUGUAAUAUGCUCCUUAUCUUUCCGCUGGUGCUGUAAUAUGCUCCUUAUCUUUCUGCUGGUGCUGUAAUAUGCUCCUUAUCUUUCCGCUGGUGAUGUAAUAUGCUCCUUAUCUUUCUGCUGGUGCUGUAAUAUGCUCCUUAUCUUUCCGCUGGUGAUGUAAUAUGCUCCUUAUCUUUCCGCUGGUUCUGUAAUAUGCUCCUUAUCUUUCCGCUGGUGCUGUAAGAUGCUCCUUAUCUUUCCGCUGGUGACGUAAUAUGCUCCUUAUCUUUCCGCUGGUGACGUAAUAUGCUCCUUAUCUUUCCGCUGGUGAUGUAAUAUGCUCCUUAUCUUUCCGCUGGUGCUGUAAUAUGCUCCUUAUCUUUCCGCUGGUGACGUAAUAUGCUCCUUAUCUUUCCGCUGGUGCUGUAAUAUGCUCCUUAUCUUUCCGCUGGUGCUGUAAUAUGCUCCUUAUCUUUCCGCUGGUUCUGUAAUAUGCUCCUUAUCUUUCCGCUGGUUCUGUAAUAUGCUCCUUAUCUUUCCGCUGGUGCUGUAAUAUGCUCCUUAUCUUUCCGCUGGUUCUGUAAUGUGCUCCUUAUCUUUCCGCUGGUGACGUAAUAUGCUCCUUAUCUUUCCGCUGGUGACGUAAUAUGCUCCUUAUCUUUCCGCUGGUUCUGUGAUGUAAUAUGCUCCUUAUCUUUCCGCUGGUGACGUAAUAUGCUCCUUAUCUUUCCGCUGGUGACGUAAUAUGCUCCUUAUCUUUCCGCUGGUGCUGUAAUAUGCUCCUUAUCUUUCCGCUGGUGAUGUAAUAUGCUCCUUAUCUUUCCGCUGGUGACGUAAUAUGCUCCUUAUCUUUCCGAUGGUGCUGUAAUCUGCUCCUUAUCUUUCCGCUGGUGCUGUAAUAUCUUUCCGCUGGUGAUGUAAUAUGCUCCAUAUCUUUCCGCUGGUUCUGUAAUAUGCUCCUUAUCUUUCCGCUGGUUCUGUAAUAUGCUCCUUAUCUUUCCGCUGGUGCUGUAAUAUGCUCCUUAUCUUUCCGCUGGUGCUGUAAUAUGCUCCCUUAUCUUCCGCUGGUGCUGUAAUAUGCCUUAUCUUUACGCUGGUGAUGUAAUAUGCUCUAUCUUCCGCUGGUGCUGUAAUAUGUUUCCUUAUCUUUCCGCUGGUGCUGUAAUAUGCUCUUAUCUUUCCGCUUGUUCUGUAAUAUGCUCCUUAUCUUUCCGCUGGUUCUGUAAUAUGCUCCUUAUCUUUCCGCUGGUGAUGUAAUAUGCUCCUUAUCUUUCCGCUGGUGAUGUAAUAUGCUCCUUAUCUUUCCGCUGGUGCUGUAAUAUGCUCCUUAUCUUUCCGCUGGUGAUGUAAUAUGCUCCUUAUCUUUCCGCUGGUGACGUAAUAUGCUCCUUAUCUUUCCGCUGGUGAUGUAGUAUGCCCCUUAUCUUUCCGCUGGUGAUGUAAUAUGCCCCUUAUCUUUCCGCUGGUGAUGUAAUAUGCCCCUUAUCUUUCCGCUGGUGCUGUAAUAUGCCCCUUAUAUUUCCGUUGGUGAUGUAAUAUGCUCCUUAUCUUUCCGCUGGUUCUGUAAUAUGCUCCUUAUCUUUCCGCUGGUGAUGUAAUAUGCUCCUUAUCUUUCCGCUGGUUCUGUAAUAUGCUCCUUAUCUUUCCGCUGGUGAUGUAAUAUGCUCCUUAUCUUUCCGCUGGUGAUGUAAUAUGCUCCUUAUCUUUCCGCUGGUGAUGUAAUAUGCUCCUUAUCUUUCCGCUGGUGAUGUAAUAUGCUCCUUAUCUUUCCGCUGGUGAUGUAAUAUGCUCCUUAUCUGUCCGCUGGUGACGCAAAAAGCUCCUUCUGUUUCCGCUGGUGACGUAAUAUGCUCCUUAUCUUUCCGCUGGUGACGUAAUAUGCUCCUUAUCUUUCCAUUGGUGAUGUAAUAUGCUCCUUAUCUUUCCGCUGGUGAUGUAAUAUGCUCCUUAUCUUUCCGCUGGUGAUGUAAUAUGCUCCUUAUCUUUCCACUGGUGAUGUAAUAUGCUCCUUAUCUUUCCGCUGGUGACGCAAAAAGCUCCUUCUGUUUCCGCUGGUGCUGUAACUGUUGAUGAUCAUUUCUUCUUCUUGUAUUCUGUUCAGAUUUUUUUAUUUUAUUGUUUUUUGAUGCAUUUGAGAUAAAACAUUUAGAAAGACAUUUCUGAUUUUUAAGAAAUCAAAUGGUAGAGUAAUUAACUUAUAACCCCGUCACCCCCAGUGCCACCAUCUGUGAAAUUGCUAACUUUUAAUAUUCUUUUCAUUUCUCAAGGAAUUUGGACCAUCACGGUUUCCUUUAUGAAGGUUGCGCAAAACUUCACAAAAGCAAUAUUGAUAAAAAUAUUCCAUACAAGUAUGUAGUUAUGCGUAAAGGCAAGGAAUUGGAGUAUGAAUACAUUUAUUAUGUUGAUAGUCAAGACCGCUCACAUGUGAAUCGUUGUCUUAAUUUACCACCAAGGCUUACAACUGAAAGAGGUAGGAAGCACCUUUCAUUCAAAACUCUAUUCUACUUCUGUUUCUCUAUCUUUAAACCGAUGAUGCUGACUAUUUUUACAGACUAUUCCUAAUUAAUAAAAGGAACUACUAAUUUAUUAUUCUUUCAAUUGACCCUGCUUUUAAGGAUUUUUUUGCUGAUCAUAUAUCGCACUCUAUAAAGUGCCUACAUCUUCAAUAAAAAUACAUUUAAAAAAAACUGUUUAUACCUUGUAGUGAAGAGGAUUUUUUGUACGUAUAAUAAAAGAUUUGUAGGUGAUUUUUAUUUUUCCUCGGGCACGUUGGACACAGAAAAUACAUCAUUAACGUUCAAUAGUUAGCUGUUCCUGCCCUCUGAUUGGCUACUAACAUAAUGUUCCCCUGGCAUUCCUUAUGUUAAUAAAAUAAAAGAGGGUUUGACUACUGUAAUGCAGAUCCAAGAUGAUGAACUCGUGCAUAAAGGACUAUGACGCACUGAGCUCCUAUCUCCCUGUCCAGUUUCCUACCCUUUCCGCCCCUCACUGCUAUUGGUGGGACCAUCCUAAAACUGCUCUAGAACUCCGGCUCGGCCACUUACUUUUGGAUUUCCUAGUCAUCAUGGACCUUCAUGGUCCCCACAUUGAGCAGAUGCUUGUUUUGGACAUUUUAGUCUAAAUGUUACAAUUAUUUCCUCUUUUGUUUUCAGAAUGGCAUCAAUAUGACGACAUUUGCAUGAAAGAAGACAAGAGCUUCUUCAAGAAAAUAAAAGAGGCUGGAAAAAACCUAAUGGGCUUGGUGUCAGACCAAUAUAAGAACAUUUAUAAAGCGAAAGAGAUAGCAGGCGAGGUCAUGCUUGAUAGUAUCUUCAGUAUUCUCAGCACCUGCGAUUCUAUCAAUUUGUCAAGUUUUUUUAAUCAGCUCCACCAGUUUUAUUUUGUGUACACAAACCCGUUGUUGUUUGGUAAAUACCUGAUAAAAUGGACUGCUCUUGAAUUUGGAGAGAAACAGGUAAAAUAUGAUGUUAUGUUAAGAUGCUAA